Molecule: messenger RNA, 1185 nt
Organism: Serendipita indica DSM 11827
Lineage: Eukaryota; Fungi; Basidiomycota; Agaricomycetes; Sebacinales; Serendipitaceae
Source: the annotation of a GenBank genome assembly
AUGCGUAUUUUACCGUCACUUUCUUUCUUUUCACUCGCUCUUCCGCUCUUGGUUGCCGCUCUCGAUGAGUCGCAGAUGCAAGCGCACCUCGCCGCUGCGUCAGGUCUUUUGGGAACAUGGGAGGAAUCUUCAGAUGCACUUGCUGGAUGGAUGAGCAACCAACCAGACUCGACAACGUUUCCUACUCUCAGUAUUCCAGGGACCCACGAUUCUUUGGCCUGGAAUGUUACGGGAAUUGCAGCCGCGUUCACCAAGACCCAGGAUCUGCCGCUCUUCAAACAACUCAACGGUGGUGUGCGCUUCAUUGAUUUACGAGUAGGAGAGAAUAAUGGAAUGAUCCAACUCUAUCACGGUGCUGCGCUUUUGGAUACGACCGCACAAUUGGCAGAUAUCUUUUGGGGUCUGUACAGAUGGCUUGAUGCGCAUGCGACGGAAACGGUCAUGGUCUCGGUUAAGGUCGAUAAUGGGAACAGUACCGCCUCUCUGCAGCAGACUAUCUAUGACCUUGUGACUGGUCAAGAUGUGGCCCAAUAUUGGGUUCAAAGUACUGCGCUUCCUACGCUGGGCGAGGCGCGUCACAAGGCGAUUCUGCUUCGUAGGUUCGCAUUUGAUCAGCUGCAGAAUAUCACACCCAUCGGCAUCGACGCAUCCUCGGGCUGGGCGGACAACAACGCCCAGUUCCAGAUCCAAUACGGCGCCAAUGGCGAGACGCUCUACAUUGAAGACUUUUACAACGUCGGAGGCAACGACCUUGAAAGUGCCGUAGCCUCCAAGUACCUUGCGCUCUCCGCCAAUCUCGAUAUUGCUACGAGCGCUCAGCACCCAGAUGGCUUGUUCAUCAGCUUUGUGAGCGGCUAUUCAGGAAUUUCUGUCACUCCUUCGCAACUCGCCCAAGGAAAUAACACAUCACCCGGGAUGAACAGCAGAGCACUGUCGUACUUGGCCGGCAAGCAAGGCUCGCGAUUUGGUGUGGUGCUCUUUGACUUUUUCGGCUCCGACUCGCGUCUUGCGCCUGCAACGCUUGGACAAUCGGUCGAUUUAAGCGCCACGCCGAGUGGUGCAGCGAGCCCCUCGACGACGAGCAUCGGGACGUCGCAUUCGAACGGCGCACAUCUUACCACUGCAUCCUCUCUCCUUUUCCCCAUCGUACUCCUCGCAGUCUCUUCUCUUGGCAUCUCUCUAUGA